Messenger RNA from Etheostoma spectabile (orangethroat darter), 1819 nucleotides. RefSeq names its product calcium/calmodulin-dependent protein kinase kinase 1, alpha b (gene camkk1b). The record is from RefSeq and is a predicted model, not a curated record. Gene Ontology annotation, biological process: protein phosphorylation; CAMKK-AMPK signaling cascade. Gene Ontology annotation, molecular function: protein serine/threonine kinase activity; ATP binding. The coding region runs from base 336 to 1760 and encodes 474 amino acids. The transcript is spliced from 17 exons. NCBI's taxonomy places the organism in Eukaryota, Metazoa, Chordata, Actinopteri, Perciformes, Percidae.
GUAGCCAAUACCAAUAGUAUAAUAAGUUCAACCAUGUGUUUAAUAUUCACUGUGUGCGUGCAUGCGUGUGUGCGUGCAUGCGUGCGUGUGUCUGAGAAUAACCCAGCCUCAGCUAUAUGCAGCCUUGGUUAAUCCUUAAAGAUGAGCGCUGCUGCUCCACGGUGAAAGUCCUGCACUGAGACACAGAGGAGCCUCCCCUCCAGAGAGCAACAUGCACAUUAACCUCAACGGCCACCAACCCAGGAACCCUCCACUGUUGCAGUGAUGCAUUCUCUGGUGACUUUAAAAAUCCAGCGGUGGGACAUUCUGCUGUGAGUGAACGAAGACUAACCACCAUGAACGGGGACCCUAAAUUCAAGGCGGAGAUGGACUCGGAGCACCAAGGUGAGCUGGACGACUUGGUGGCAGCCAUGAACGUGGCCGCCAACCGCCUGACACCGCCCAAUGGCUACAGGAGCGGUGCUCCGAGAACCACCAGAUUCUCAGACAGGAAGAUGUCACUGCAGGAGAAAGAGAACCGCAUAGCCCGACACCCCACCAUCGAGACCAAACGUGUGUCCAUCACAGAUGCUGAUGAUUUUGUCCAGCUCAACCAGUAUAAGUUGAAAAAUGAGAUCGGAAAGGGUUCAUACGGAGUGGUAAAAUUAGCCUAUAAUGAAGAUUCUGAUCAGUACUAUGCAAUGAAAGUUGUUUCAAAAAAGAGGCUGAUGAGGCUGUGUGGAUUUUUCCGCCGCUUGCCUUGUCAAGGAUCAAACCCCCCGUUCCCUCUGGAGAAAGUGUACAAGGAGAUCGCCAUCCUGAAGAAACUGGACCAUCAUAAUGUUGUAAAACUAGUUGAGGUGCUUGAUGAUCCUGAAGAAGAUGGACUUCACAUGGCCUUCGAGUUGAUGACAAAAGGCCCGGUGAUGGAGGUGCCUACAGACAACCCUUUCACCGAGGAGCAGGCUCGCUUUUACUUCAGAGACGUCGUCCUGGGAAUAGAGUACUUGCACUACCACAAGAUCAUCCACAGGGACAUCAAACCCUCCAACCUGCUGCUGGGGGACGACGGCCACGUCAAGAUCGCAGACUUUGGUGUGAGCAACGAGUUUGAAGGGACGGACGCCAUGCUGUCUGGCACGGCGGGGACGCCGGCCUUUAUGGCCCCUGAGAUGAUGACUGAAUAUGAGCAGAGCUUCAGUGGGAAGGCAUUAGACGUGUGGGCGAUGGGAGUCACACUCUACUGUUUUAUCUUUGGGAAGUGCCCUUUCUAUGAUGAAUACAUCGUCUCUCUGCACAACAAGAUCAAGAACAAACCUGUGGAGUAUCCAGAGACACCUUUGAUAAGCAGCGAAUUGAAGGAGCUCAUUAACAGGAUGCUGGAUAAAAACCCUUUAACAAGAAUCACCAUCCCUGAAAUUAAGCUCCACAUGUGGGUGACGGAGAACGGCUCCAACCCUCUUCCUCUGGAGGAGGAGCACUGCACGGCGGUGGAGGUCACUGAGGAAGAGGUGCAAAACAGUGUUAAACUCAUCCCCAGCCUUUCCACUGUGAUUCUGGUGAAGUCCAUGCUGAGGAAGCGGUCUUUCAGUAAUCCCUUUGACUGUCUGGGCAGAAGGGCUGAGAGGUCCAUGUCUGCCCCUGGAGGUCUUCUUACUGGCACUUGGGGCUUAUCUCGGUCUUCGCCUCACAUUCAUCCCUCCUUAAGGAAAGUCAGCAAAGAGGGGAGCCGAGAUGCCGAGUUGGAGGACUUGUAUGAAGACGAUGCAAUUACAGAGUAAAUGUACAGAUUGAUUUGUCACAUGAACACAGAUUAUACAAUUAUUAGUUUUGUAUCUUU